Messenger RNA from Gracilinanus agilis (Agile Gracile Mouse Opossum), 1068 nucleotides. It is a transcript of the gene WNT3, whose product is annotated as Wnt family member 3. Gene Ontology annotation, biological process: canonical Wnt signaling pathway; neuron differentiation; multicellular organism development. Lineage: Eukaryota; Metazoa; Chordata; Mammalia; Didelphimorphia; Didelphidae. The transcript has 4 exons. The record is from RefSeq and is a predicted model, not a curated record. Gene Ontology annotation, molecular function: cytokine activity; frizzled binding. Bases 1 to 1068 code for a protein of 355 amino acids. Gene Ontology annotation, cellular component: extracellular region.
AUGGAUCACCACCUGCUUGGAUUUCUCUUCUCCUUCCUGUUCAGUGGCACCAAGGUCUUAGCCGGUUACCCAAUUUGGUGGUCCCUGGCCCUGGGACAGCAGUACACAUCACUGGGGUCCCAGCCUUUGCUCUGUGGCUCCAUUCCUGGCCUGGUCCCCAAGCAGCUCCGUUUCUGCCGCAACUACAUUGAGAUCAUGCCCAGUGUGGCAGAGGGGGUGAAGCUGGGCAUCCAAGAAUGUCAGCAUCAGUUCCGGGGCCGACGUUGGAACUGUACCACCAUCGAUGACAGCCUGGCCAUCUUUGGCCCUGUCCUUGACAAAGCUACUCGGGAAUCCGCUUUUGUGCAUGCUAUCGCCUCUGCUGGUGUGGCUUUUGCUGUCACCCGGUCUUGUGCCGAGGGCACCUCUACAAUCUGUGGCUGUGACUCCCAUCACAAGGGGCCUCCUGGGGAUGGCUGGAAAUGGGGGGGCUGCAGUGAAGAUGCCGACUUUGGGGUGCUGGUCUCCAGAGAGUUUGCUGAUGCCCGGGAGAACCGUCCAGAUGCCCGCUCUGCCAUGAACAAACAUAACAAUGAGGCUGGUAGGACGACCAUCCUGGACCACAUGCAUCUCAAAUGUAAGUGCCACGGGCUCUCGGGGAGCUGCGAAGUGAAGACCUGCUGGUGGGCCCAGCCUGACUUCCGGGCCAUCGGGGACUUCCUCAAGGACAAGUAUGACAGUGCCUCUGAGAUGGUGGUAGAGAAACACCGAGAAUCGCGGGGAUGGGUGGAGACCCUCCGGGCCAAGUACGCCCUCUUCAAACCACCUACCGAGCGGGACCUGGUCUAUUAUGAGAACUCUCCCAAUUUCUGUGAACCCAACCCUGAGACUGGAUCCUUUGGAACCAGGGACCGGACUUGUAACGUCACCUCCCAUGGGAUCGAUGGCUGUGACCUGUUGUGUUGCGGUCGAGGCCACAACACACGGACAGAGAAGCGAAAGGAAAAAUGCCAUUGCAUCUUCCAUUGGUGUUGCUAUGUCAGCUGCCAGGAGUGUAUCCGUAUUUAUGACGUCCACACCUGCAAGUAA